Glycine soja is the source of this 1877-nucleotide messenger RNA. Its product is annotated as oxalate--CoA ligase-like. Gene Ontology annotation, molecular function: medium-chain fatty acid-CoA ligase activity. NCBI's taxonomy places the organism in Eukaryota, Viridiplantae, Streptophyta, Magnoliopsida, Fabales, Fabaceae. Gene Ontology annotation, biological process: fatty acid metabolic process. The transcript has 4 exons. The record is from RefSeq and is a predicted model, not a curated record. Bases 81 to 1637 code for a protein of 518 amino acids.
GCAACACAACACUCCAUUUCUCCAAUCACAACUCACCACACAAUUCACAACCUUCAAACAUAUUUAUAAGAAUAACACCAAUGGAUACUCCAAUGACCCUCACGGGCUUGCUCCGCGACGUCGCCGCCAAAUUCCCUUCCCGCCGCGCCAUCUCCGUCGCCGGAAAAUUCGACCUCACCCACUCCCGCCUCCAUCAACUGGUUGAAUCCGCCGCCGCCCGCUUAGUCGCCGCCGGAAUCAAACCCGGCGACGUCAUCGCUCUCACCUUCCCCAAUACCGUCGAGUUUGUUGUCUUGUUUCUAGCCGUCAUUCGAGUGCGCGCCACAGCCGCGCCGUUAAACGCGGCUUACACAGCCGAAGAGUUUGAGUUUUACUUGUCCGACUCCGAGUCCAAGCUUCUUCUAACAUCAGCAGAAGGAAACAACUCAGCUCAAGCCGCAGCUUCAAAACUCAACAUCCUUCACAGCACAGCUUCAAUAACCCAAGCCGAAGACAAAGAAGCCGAGCUGAGCCUCUCAUUAAGCCACUCCGAGUCAGAGUCAAUUAACUCGGUUGAGUCACUCGGAAACGAUCCAGAUGACGUGGCGCUUUUCCUUCACACCUCCGGCACCACGAGCCGACCCAAGGGAGUGCCUUUGACGCAACACAACCUGUUCUCUUCCGUGAACAACAUUAAAUCGGUGUACCGACUCACUGAGUCCGACUCGACGGUGAUCGUUCUUCCUUUAUUCCACGUGCACGGUUUGAUCGCGGGGCUCCUGAGUUCGCUCGGCACCGGGGCGGCGGUGGCGCUGCCGGCGGCGGGGAGAUUCUCCGCCUCGUCAUUCUGGAAGGACAUGAUUAAAUACAGCGCCACGUGGUACACAGCGGUUCCUACAAUACACCAGAUCAUACUGGACCGCCACUCGAACAGCCCCGAACCGGUUUACCCGCGCCUCCGGUUCAUUCGAAGCUGCAGCGCGUCGCUCGCACCGGCUAUUCUGGGUAAACUUGAGGAGGCCUUCGGUGCGCCAGUGCUGGAGGCUUACGCGAUGACGGAAGCGUCGCAUUUGAUGGCUUCGAACCCUUUGCCGCAAGAUGGGCCCCACAAGGCCGGGUCGGUUGGGAAACCCGUGGGUCAAGAAAUGGUUAUAUUGGACGAAACGGGUCGGGUUCAAGAUGCUGAAGUUAGUGGAGAGGUUUGCAUUAGGGGUCCUAAUGUUACGAAGGGAUAUAAAAAUAACGUGGAUGCCAAUACGGCGGCGUUUUUGUUUGGUUGGUUUCACACCGGUGAUGUUGGGUACUUGGAUUCUGAUGGGUAUUUGCAUCUCGUGGGUCGGAUCAAGGAGCUCAUCAACCGAGGAGGAGAAAAGAUAUCACCAAUAGAAGUGGAUGCUGUCCUUCUUUCACACCCAGACAUUGCUCAGGCAGUUGCUUUUGGAGUGCCUGAUCCAAAGUAUGGGGAGGAGAUAUACUGUGCUGUAAUCCCAAGAGAAGGAUCAGACAUUGAUGAUGCAGAGUUGCUAAGAUAUUGCAAGAAGAAUCUUGCAUCUUUCAAAGUCCCCAAAAAGGUCUUCAUUACCGAUUCUUUGCCCAAGACUGCCACCGGAAAGAUUUUGCGUCGUCUUGUGGCAGAACACUUUGUCUCUCAAAUUUGAGCAACUCAAGUCCUACAUUUGAAGACUCUAUACCUGGCCAUACAUAGUUGGAGUCCACACACCAUAAAUUUCAACAGUAGUUUGGCAACUUGGCAUUUAGGAGGAGGAUAUUUCUGCAAAUGGUCUUUCAUACAGGAUACAGUAUAUUGUAGUUUUCAAUGAUUCAUGUGAAAUGUUCACAGUGUAAUGUUUUCAAGGUUUUAAAGAUCUUAAAUAAUUUCUCAAUCCUUUUUUUGUCUA